AUGACGUUUGAAGUUGUAGGGUCUACUGGCAAUAUCUACAAAACGAGCAUUGGCAACGUCCCUACCUGUGACUGUCCGGAUGUCAGAUUCCGGAAGGUGCAGUGUAAGCACAUCUGCUUUUCGCUAAUAUAUUGCCAAGUCCUACAUGCAAUGAAUGUUGCUCAGGAGCUACGAGAGAUGCUUGCUGCUUUGUCCUUGAAACGAAUCCUGGACAGGACCACCCUUACUACCACCGGCGAAAGGAAGCCUAUCGAGGGCGAAUGCCCAAUUUGUUUUCAUGAUUUCGAGAACAAGGAGAUAACUACGUGGCGUCAGUUAUGCGGCAGCAAUCUACAUGAGACUUGCUUCAAGGUGUGGGAGGCCACUGCGCAUGCAUCCCACGAUAUUGUCCGUUGCCUCUACUGGUAA
This is a messenger RNA of Penicillium digitatum Pd1, 408 nucleotides long. Its product is annotated as Zinc finger, RING-type. Lineage: Eukaryota; Fungi; Ascomycota; Eurotiomycetes; Eurotiales; Aspergillaceae. Gene Ontology annotation, molecular function: ubiquitin protein ligase activity; zinc ion binding. The record is from RefSeq and is a predicted model, not a curated record.